CAGUCUGCAGUCCGCAUAAGUCCGAACCACCCUGAACUUUAAAGUCUAUCGUUGCGAACCGCGAACAUCAUAAAAGCUUUACCAUUUGUUUCAUUGUACAAGUGUGUGGAAAUAAAGAACUCGAUCUCCUAUUUUGAGAUCGACAUUUUUUCUGUCAUUCGUUGAAUUAUUACGCGACACUAGCGUUGUCGAGAGAGUGUGGUCCUCGUGAGAGAGAGCGUUGGAUCCGUGGUGACGAGAGUGUAAAUUAACUAUUUAGUUGUCUAAAUUAUAGUACGUUGUUGUAUAUUUCUGCUUAAUCCAUUUAUUGUGAAUAAACCAAUUGUAGUAAAGAUGUUACGUUUGUGAAACGGCAAUUUCGUGAUUUCUUGUAUCAUUAUACCUGACAAAAUUGGCGAUCCCUGCCAGGAUCCAUUCAACGCAUCAAGAGGAAACUUCCGCGGGAACUCGAUGGAUUCUACAGCGAAGGACCACGGUCACCUUCUUGAUCAAAAGAAGGAUCCACGAAGAAUCUCGGUAAGCUGGCUGUCCUAGAUUGUCGAAACAGUAGAACCCGAAACACGUUCUGAAGAUAACGACUCUUGCCCUGCUGAAAGUGUCGUAUCUCUCAACAUGAAGCCAACUGACAAGAGUAUCGCAAAGCAAAAUGAACUAAUUGCUACUUUGAUUGGACAAUUUCAAUACCUAACUUACGAGUUUAUAAGCUUCAGAAAUAGUAACGAUGAAAACAUUGCAAAUAUAAAAGAAUUUAUAGAAACUAACUAUAGAAACUGCGCCAUAGAAGUACGUAAUCUUGCAAAAAUUAUGGAACUGAAAUACGACACCGAAACCGACCAGCCACAAAUGAGAAGCCAUUUAGAAACAGCUGCCGAUAACGUAACAGAUAACAAAACUGACGCUUUACGAAGACCACGAACUACGACUAGUAACAUUACAAUUAGUGCAAGAAAUGUCUGCGACGGAGAACGAGGCCUCCAAGCAGAAAAGGUCAUACGUGCUGUUGAGACACUACGGGGUCGAGACGACGUAGGUGUUGAAGACUUUAUCCUAUCAGUCCGCAAAGCACGAGCCAGGUGCAAGGCAAGUGAUAGAGAUAUACUAUUAGACCUUAUACUCGUGGAAAAGAUAACCGGCAACGCGAAGAGAAAUAUACGAUACCUGAAGAUUAACUCCUUUGAAGACUUAUAUUUGUGUCUAAGACAAUACGUAUCAGCACCAGCCACUAUCAGUUAUUGCAGGAACAAAUUGAAAAAUUUAAAGCAAGGAACAAGAGAAAGCGUACAAUCUUUCAACUCCAGAUUUCGACGACGGUUCAAUGAGUUAAAUUAUGCAGUUCAACACGAAUACCGCGUGCCGACUGAACGACGCGUAGCUUUGGAUAUUGAAGAACGCGAAGCAGUAAAGACAUAUUUGCUCAAUUUGCGAUACGAAGUGGGACAGAUGUUAUUAGCUAGCGAUCCGAGAAACCUGAACCUCGCCCAACAACUAGCAGCCGACAGAGAACAAUGUUUACGAGAAGCAAAUCGUGUUGUCAACUGCCCAAAGAAUCAAUUUGAUAACACUACGCCCGUAUCCAAACGAAACGCUACCGAUCCACAACCACGAGCUUUCAGCCAACCAUCAGGUGGUCGCAUGAAACUAAAAUGUUUCAAGUGUUCACGAAUCGGACACACAGUCGAGAUCUGCUACUCUCGAAAUUUUCCAUUCGCCAACCAAGGAAAGACCCCACCAUCAGUAAACCAAACGGAGAAUCCAGAAGAAACGUACCGGUUAACUCUACCGGAAGAUUAUUAUUAUCAAUCGUAUUGCAACGAAGAGACGGAGGAAGAGCCAGACUUCUCAUUGAUACCGGAGCUGGAAUAAACCUUAUAAAAGAAAAGGCUUCACUGAACGUCCAAACCUUCAGCCCAAAGAUUUUCCUAAUGGGAAAUGACAAACACCUCACCGACAAAAACGUCACUAACGAUAAAUUAACCCUGGACGAAAUUAUAUUACCAUUGCAGAACAUUAACAACAAGAUAGGACCAGCUCAAACUCCAACUUCAACUCAAUACAUUGAAGGAAAUCCCACGCCAAUAUGUUUUAUCAACACAGCUGGACAUUCGGUCACUGCAGAUAGAAAGUAAAAGUGCUGACGAGCCAGAAAGGAUGGGAAAUUCCAAUGGGCCAUGUGGCCCACCGAUAUGUCCGCAGUCCUUCAGAACUGAAGAAAAUAGUCACUUGGAAAAGGGCAGCUAAAAAAUUCUAUCAAAUGUCCAAAUUGGACAAAUUGUAAUUGUAAAGAAUUAAAUAAAAAAAGAAAAAAAACUUGGAAAAAGCGCACGUAACCAUUUUCGGUCAUGGACGGCUGCGAAACACGUGCGUAUGUUGUGAAUACGAAAACUGUGACAAAGGAAUGUUUUGGGGGAGAAAGUUAGUUGCGAGUUACUUGGGAGUUAGUUGCGAGUCAUGAGUUGUUAGUUGUCACUCAGAAAUUAACUAGUUGUACUAAUUUAAUUGUUUUAGUUGUAUUACACUACUACAUUAAGAAAUAGCUCUAAGUUAAAAACCGUAGUUUUCUGUAUCAAUCAUUGUAAAUAAAUCUAUAAAAUAAAUAAGUCACUAUA
Molecule: messenger RNA, 2606 nt
Organism: Bombus pyrosoma
Lineage: Eukaryota; Metazoa; Arthropoda; Insecta; Hymenoptera; Apidae
Exons: 2
Coding region: 613-1863 (416 amino acids)
Source: RefSeq, a predicted model, not a curated record